This is a messenger RNA of Bufo bufo (common toad), 1658 nucleotides long. It is a transcript of the gene SNX5, whose product is annotated as sorting nexin 5. The transcript is spliced from 13 exons. Gene Ontology annotation, biological process: pinocytosis; intracellular protein transport. Gene Ontology annotation, cellular component: endosome. The coding region runs from base 132 to 1334 and encodes 400 amino acids. Gene Ontology annotation, molecular function: dynactin binding; phosphatidylinositol binding. Lineage: Eukaryota; Metazoa; Chordata; Amphibia; Anura; Bufonidae. The record is from RefSeq and is a predicted model, not a curated record.
GACUUGGAGAAUGUGGGCGGGGCCUGAGCGCAGUGUGCGUUGCCGGUGAAGUGUAGCCAGCCUGUGUGUCAGGAAGCUGUACCCCAGCAGUCAGCGAGCUCUCCGGCGACGUCCAGCUGUCCGGCCCCGGCAUGGCCUCCCUGGCGGUAGAGGAAAGCGGCCAGAGCAAGGUGAGGUCAGUAUCUGUAGAUCUGAACACUGACCCAUCCCUGCAAAUUGAUAUUCCAGAUGCGCUAAGUGAGCGUGAGAAAGUCAAGUUUACUGUCCAUACAAAGACCACAUUGAGCACCUUUCAGAACCCAGAGUUCUCUGUGACCCGUCAACAUGACGACUUCAUUUGGUUACAUGAUUCACUUACCGAGACAGAGGAGUAUGCUGGAAUUAUUAUACCACCGUCUCCUGCAAAACCCGAUUUUGAUGGCCCUAGAGACAAAAUGCAGAAGCUCGGUGAAGGCGAGGGCUCCAUGACAAAGGAUGAAUUUGCCAAAAUGAAGCAAGAAUUAGAAGCUGAAUACCUAGCCGUGUUUAAGAAGACCGUCUCGGUGCAUGAAGUCUUCCUUCAGAGAAUUGCCUCCCACCCCAUCUUAAACAAAGACCACAACUUCCAAAUAUUCCUGGAAUACGACCAAGAUCUAAGUGUACGAAGGAAAAAUACCAAAGAAAUGUUUGGUGGCUUUUUCCGGAACAUGGUGAGAAGUGCAGAUGAAGUUCUAUUUUCUGGAGUCAAGGAAGUAGAUGACUUCUUUGAACAAGAAAAGAUGUUUCUUGUCGGUUAUCACACGAGGAUCAAGGACUCCUGUGCCAAAUCUGACAAAAUGACUCGAUCACACAAAAAUGUGGCUGACGACUACAUUCAUAUUUCUGCUACGCUGAUCUCUUUAGGUGAUGAGGAGAACGUUCCUAUUAGAAAAUAUUUACUAAAGCUAGCAGAAUUGUUUGAAAAACUCAGGAAAGUAGAAGCCAGAGUUGCAUCAGAUGAAGACUUAAAGCUGUCCGAACUCUUAAGAUACUAUGUGCUUAAUAUUGAGGCAGCCAAGGACCUAUUGCUGAGGAGGACAAAGAGCCUGGCUGAAUAUGAGAACUCAAACAAAGCUCUUGAUAAGGCCAGGUUGAAAAGCAAAGACGUGAAACAGGCGGAGUUGCAUCAACAACAGUGCUGCCAGAAAUUCGAGAAGCUCUCCGAGUCUGGGAAACAGGAACUGACUAGCUUCAAACAAAGAAGAGUGUGUGCUUUUCGAAAAAACCUGGUGGAGAUGACAGAGUUAGAAAUUAAGCACGCCAAGAAUAACAUCUCCUUAUUACAAAGCUGCAUCGACCUCUUUAAGAACAGCUAAACGGGAGCCCAGGCCUGAAGAAGCACCAGUUGCACAUCUGACAUCCUGAGCAGAGCAGCUCUGUCUUUACACAAUCAUAACUUUGGGUCUUAGAGGACUAUCAUGAUAGAAGUCAAGAUAUAUAUUAGUGUAUGUGUUUAGUAAAAUUUCUAACAAUGGGGGAAAUCUAAUAUUGCUCUUAUAAAAGGUUAAAAGGGCUUUCCAGUUUUUUUUUGUUUUUUAUACUGAUGGCCCAUCCUCUGGAUAGGUCAUCAGUAUCUGAUCGGUGGGAGUCCGACACCCGAGACACCCGCCGAUCAGCUGUUUUGAGAAGGCAGCGGUGUU